Molecule: messenger RNA, 2081 nt
Organism: Xyrauchen texanus (razorback sucker)
Lineage: Eukaryota; Metazoa; Chordata; Actinopteri; Cypriniformes; Catostomidae
Product: pre-mRNA-splicing factor 38B-like
Exons: 6
Coding region: 207-1661 (484 amino acids)
Cellular component (GO): precatalytic spliceosome
Source: RefSeq, a predicted model, not a curated record
GUCCCCGCAACUCAAUGCAGCAGAGAGCCUUGAGCGCAUCUUAAAACAUUUGGAAAAAUAACGGUUGAACAGUCUGAAUUCUGCUUCGAAUGAAUUAACAGACCUAAUUUCACCACUUCGCACCUCAUCGGACGCGUUUCUCGGGAGUUGAAUCGGUCGUUUAUUUUUCGUUUAGUUAUUUUCAAUGGCGUUGUGAGGGAACGGCCAUGGCGGUUAGUCAACAGCAACAGCAGGCCGUGAGCAAACCGGCCGGCGGAAAACACGGCAAUGUUUUGCCAUUAUGGGGCAACGAGAAAACCAUGAACUUAAACCCGAUGAUCUUGACCAACGUGCUUUCGUCCCCGUACUUCAAGGUCCAGCUGUAUGAGCUCAAGACGUACCACGAGGUGGUGGACGAGAUUUACUUCAAGGUCAACCACGUGGAGCCAUGGGAAAAAGGCAGCCGAAAGACUGCGGGCCAGACGGGAAUGUGCGGAGGGGUGAGAGGAGUCGGAACGGGUGGGAUUGUGUCAACGGCUUUCUGCUUGCUGUAUAAACUAUUCACACUGAAACUGACCCGCAAACAAGUGAUGGGUCUCAUUACUCACACAGAUUCACCCUAUAUCAGGGCACUGGGCUUUAUGUACAUCAGGUAUACACUGCCACCUCCUGACAUGAUUGACUGGUAUGAUGAGUUCCUUGACGACGAGGAGGAGUUGGACGUGAAGGCAGGAGGAGGGUGUAUGAUGACAAUCGGCGAGAUGCUCCGCUCCUUCCUGACCAAACUGGAAUGGUUCUCAACACUGUUCCCACGUAUACCUGUUCCUGUGCAGAAGGCAAUCGAUCAACACAUGAAGAGCCGACCACGUAAACCUCCGCCAGGAGAGGAGCAGGACGAGGAGGCGGUAGCUGCGGCCGAUUCUGGAAGGCAUACAGAUAGGCACUGCUCCAGGACCCCUAGGAAAAGUCAGAGCCCCAGUAGAUCCCAAAACCGAUCCCGAAGUCACAGCCACCACAGAGAAAGACGUGGCGCCAGCUUCGACCGAGAAUUGGAGAAAGAACGAGACCGGCAGCGUAAAGAAAGGGAGGGGAAGGACCGGGACAGAGAGCGAGAUAGGGAGAGAGACAGGGAGAGAAGACGUUCCAGAACACCGGACCGAACUGCAGAACGCAGGGAAAGACGCCGGAGUUGCAGUGCAAGCCGUGAGAGACGCAAUGAGAGGAAAGACAGAGAGAAAGAGGAGGCAGAGACUGAGCGCAGUCGCAGAAAAGACAGAGAACACCACAGAGACAGAGGUGAGCGUGACCGAGAGAGGGAGCGUUCGAAAGACAAGAGGAGUAAAGGAGAGGGAGAUGAGAGGAGGCACAAAGAGGAGAAAGAGGAAAGAAAGCACCGGGAGGAGAAGAGAAGUAAACGCUCCAGGAGCAAAAGCAGAGAGAGAAAGCACAGAGUCGAGCGACCUAGCAAGAAACGUUCUCGCUCUGGCAGCCGUAGCAGACAGGAAGCAGGGGAAGAAAGGAACAAGAAGCGGGAACGCAGCCAUAGUAAGGAACGGCCACACAAGGGCAGUUCCAGCAAAGAACGUGCACAUGGUAGAGAACAUGUUAAAACAGAGCACCACCGGAGCCACAGUCCCGAACCAGAAGAAAGAGCAAACAGUGUUCGAGCAGAGUCCCCAUGAUCCCUGCCUUUUCCUUUUCUCCUCUCUCUGUCUCUCUCUCUCUCUCUCUCUCUCUCGAAUUCCCUCUUCAUGCCAAUUCCUAUGUCUAUAUCUUUGUCCUCUUGAGCACCACUUGUGUUGAAUUAAACUUAUGGAAAUGCCUACAUAUAUUUGCCCCCACACUGUUAUCCACCACUUUUAUUUUCUAUCUGUUGCCCUUACAGAUAUCAAGACUGAAAAUGACUUUUUAAAAUCCCUUUUAUUUCCAUUUCCCCCCAUUUGUUUUCAGGAUUCUCUCAAAUAGCUUUGUACAUACAGCUCAGAGAAUGUUUUAAAUUUGAACAGAGCGACCACAGAGUUGAGUUUGUGGCACAGGCUGAUGAAAGCUGUGCUGCUAUUGUGCUGUUUCAUUGCUCUGUUGCAUCUCAUUUUCUAAUAAAA